AUGGCUGGCGAAGUGUCGAAAGGAAAGGAAAAGCGAAAACUAACAAGAACUGAUCGCAGCCUGGCUCAGGGUGUUCUACAACAGCAUUCAUUUCUUACUGAUCCUAGCGAAGUGAAAAAGAUGGAGAAAGAUUUAUUAGACUUAAUGAAAGAUUUUAAUGAAGGAAAAUUACAUGCAUUUGGUAUGAGGGUUUAUAUUACCCCAAUGUGUCCUAUUUUAUAAUAUUUAAUACUCGUCAAGGGGAGAGCAUUCAGAGCAAAGGCGAGGACUAUCUGCCCACUCUGUCUAACACGAAAUGAUUUUGGUACUGUCCCUUAUUAGCCUGAGUUUUAUUCAGGCAUGAUGUGGCGAGCAAGCUCCAUAUAUACCUCGGGCAAGAACUUGAGUCCAAAAACAACUCGUUCCCCGAGCCUGCAAUCCUCGGGAAGGAACGCGAGGCUCUGGGAUAAUCCGUUGCCGGAAGCCAGGAUUCCUGACUAAGAUUGAACUACGCAUUUCAAUGGCCAAUCAGAUUCCUCCCUGAAACGGAUUAUCCCAGGGCCUCGCGUUCCUUCCCGAGGAUAACAGGCUUGGGGAACGAGAUUGGUCCAAAAAGUUAAUGCAAGAUGGCAUAAAUUGAGGAGCGAUUGGAUGUCAAUUCCAGUCCUUUUCUACUGUUUUUGUUUGCACGGUUAUCAUGAAGCUGGCAAGAAGUGUGCCACAAUUUCACAUUUUGACUUCAAUCUUUAUGAACUGAUAACUUCAUUAGUGAUACAGUCCAUUAGAAAAGCUGGUGUUGGCUGGGAAUAAUGGUUUUAAAACUGUUUAUGACCUUCAUAGCUAUUGGACUUCAAUUCCCACCAUUUUGACUUCACUUUUCUCAUAAGCUGAAUGACUGAAAAUUCUUGCUCCAGACAUAUAGAGAUCACUGGAUGUGGUUACUAAAAGGUGUGGGAAAGUGUCAUGUCCUUAAAUGAUUGUGAAACCCUAAUAUGAUCCUUUCAGUUUUAAUGAAAUAAAGUUUUGUUACACAGAUCACUGCAACCGACCAUAGAGUAAAACAGCAUACAACUGUAUUAAAUAGGUAAUGAAUACACUCUUGAUAAAAUGGAUCAGAUAAGAGAGUCACAAGAAUGUUUGGCUCAACUUCAUUUUGAACUGGAUGUUGAAGAAUCACAUCGGUAUUCAAUUUAAAGUUUAUUUAUUUUAUCUCAAGACUGUUUAUAUUUUAGUUAAUAUCAGUUCAUAACAAUUUUAGUUCAUAACUAUGUGUGUGCUGUUUGUUUUGAUUCAAUUAAUUAUUAAAGUCAAUAAGGAUUGAUUAAAAAAAUCAUUUUUGUAGGAAAGAACAUGAGGAAGUUGGUCGAAAUAGGAACUUGGAAAGACUCAUGAAAGAUGUAAGUUAAUUUUGUUGCGAAAUUACAAGGUUCAUAAAUCGGGGAUGAGAACUUUCUUGUGCGUUUCUUCUGUGCUCAGAAAAAUUGUACUGGUCCCAUAUUUAAUAUUGCUAUACCGGUUUUUGGCUUUGUUAAUUAGAGAGGAAAUUUCUUUUGUGGAAAUUUGGAGGAGGUUUUGAGAAACUUCCUCAGUGACAGUUUGUUUAAUGUAAUAAUAUAUUGUUUAAAGUUUUUCUUUUUUUAAUAGCUAGAGAAGUUGAGCUCCUCAAUGUAUCUUUUUUAUUGAUGUUUUGCAAUUGUUGUUGUGAUGCCUUUAGCUAGGGGCCCAGAGAAAGUCUCCCCUCCCCCACCCCCUCCAUCUGGGUGCCCAUGACUACAUGCAUGUACAUGGAUGUUGGCUUUUCUUGACUCUAGAAAAUCAGACAAAAUCUUCAUCAAAAUGAUCCUCACACAUAAGAAUCAUAGUCCAAACAAUCUGGUGAUAGCAAAGACAUUGAUGGCAUCAGGUUGUAGACAUAAAACUAUAGAAAUAAAUAUUUAACAAUAUUUAAUGUAUGUAAAUAUGUGAGUAUUAAUUUAUAUAUAUAAAUUUAGGAUUUUAUUAUCGUCUUUUAAUGUACAUCUUAAAUUAUCGCAUUAUCCAUUAAUAUUGUUAUGUUGUAAUUAACUUAGGCCCGCUUCAUACGCCAUACUUCACAUGUGCCGAAACAUUAAAGACAAUAGAUAUAUUAGAUAAUUAGCUGAAAUGCCUCAUUAUCUAUUGUUUUUAAUGUGAAGUAAUGUGAAGUACGGCAUAUGAAACGGGCCUUAUUGAUUGAAACAGAAAUUGUUAAAUAUUUUAUAAAUUAAAAAUAUGUACAAAAUGUACAAGGGAUUAAUGAAUGAUGUUGAAUGAUAGGGAAUGAUGCUUAAUGAUACUGAAUGAUAGGGAAUGAUGUUGAAUGAUGGGGAAUGAUGCAGAAUGAUAUUGGGUGAUGCAUAGGGAUGCUAAAUGAUAUUGAGUGAUCGUGAAAGAUAAAUAAUGGACAUUUAUGUAUAAUUGUGUAGGAUGAUGUACAACAAUGUAAAAUGAUGGGUAAUGAUUAG
Molecule: messenger RNA, 2462 nt
Organism: Paramuricea clavata
Lineage: Eukaryota; Metazoa; Cnidaria; Anthozoa; Malacalcyonacea; Plexauridae
Source: the annotation of a GenBank genome assembly